UGUGACGCGCUUGAUAGCGUAACGCGAGUCUGCGUAGUAAGACGCAGAGUUUAAUGACAUUUCUAGAAUAAUUCGACAAAAAUACGAAAUGCUUCAGCUGCCAACUAUACAAACACCGCCACUAUUUGGAGACGACACGCUAUUGCGUUCGAUCGACUGGUUAGAAGGGUUUCCUUGGAAGCAAGAAAAUGUAGUGAAACGCGGACAUAAUAAGUAUGAAAUAUGUAUAAAGGUGCACGACUAUGCCCCCGAGGAAUUAUCAGUGAAAACAGCUGAUGGGUUUAUUGUUGUGGAAGGGAAACAUGAGGAAAAACAAGACGACUAUGGAUACAUCGCUCGGCAAUUCAUGAGGAGAUUCCAAGUUCCAGAAGGAUGUCGAAUUGAGGAGAUAAAGUCCAGAAUGACGGCUGACGGGCUACUCAUCAUCACUGUUCCCCGUGUCCCUAUCGUGAAAAAGGAUACUGUGAUACCUGUAAAACACGAGGGCUCAAAGACUACUUCGUAAUUAGGGACAAUGACAGCAAUAGAAACGGAGACGUUUUUGGAGUAUAUCCUGGUGGAACACCGAUGGAUAAUCGUAAUGGUGGCUCUACUUCCUGUCUCCUUGAUUUGGAAGAUAUGGUCUACAUUCAGGAACUAUGUGGUGUUCAAGCUGAACAGUGCUCCGAAGAUGCAUAUAAAGAAAGUGAAAGAAGUCCAGAGCCAGGUGAAAGCGUGGUUGGCAGGAGACCGUAGCACUAGGCUGUGCACCGCCCGGCCAGGCUGGCAGGCCAUGUCCUUCCGCCAGGGUAUCUACAAGAAGACCUUCACCAAUAUCAAGGUCAACCUAGUUGACGUGCUGGAAGUCGAUAUGGAGAACAUGACUGUCCGCUGCGAACCUUUAGUGACGAUGGGCCAGCUAUCAAGGACUCUGGAGCCUCUAGGCCUGGCUCUAGCAGUGGUACCUGAGCUGGACCAGCUUACGGUGGGCGGGCUGGUGAUGGGCACUGGCGUAGAGUCCUCAUCUCAUAUCUACGGCCUCUUCCAACAUUUCUGCCUGCAGUACGAGCUGGUGCUCGCUGAUGGAUCUGUUGUUACCUGUAGUAAGGACGAGAACCCUGACCUCUUCUACGCAGUUCCCUGGUCGUACGGCACCCUCGGUUUUCUAACUUCAGCUGUCAUCAAAGUAGUUCCAGCUAAAAAAUACAUUCGUCUCGAAUACAGACCGUACAACAAACUGUCGGAGCUUGCCCACCAUUUUGUCGAAGAGUCGCUAAAAGAUAAACCACAUCAAUUCAUUGAAGCUCUGCUGUACACCAAAAAUUCGGGGGUUCUCAUGACGGGAAACAUGGUUGAUAAAAUUGGAGACGAUGGCAAGUUCAAUCCUAUAGGCAAGUGGUAUGCGGAGUGGUUCUUCAAGCAGGUGGAGCGCCACCUGACCAACAACAGUACUGCUGUGGAGUACAUACCUCUCAGGGACUACUACCACAGGCAUACCAGGAGCUUCUUCUGGGAAUUGCAGGACAUAAUUCCAUUUGGAAACCACCCAAUCUUCCGUUACCUACUCGGAUGGCUGAUGCCUCCCGAAGUGUCGCUGCUGAAGCUUACUCAACCGGAGGCCGUCACCAAGUUGUAUGACAAGGCUCACGUCAUCCAGGACAUGCUGGUACCCGUGGAACACCUGGAGAAGGCCAUCGAUGUUUUCCAUGAGGAGAUUGAGGUUUACCCGAUCUGGUUAUGUCCGUUCAGAGUAUUCAACCACCCUGGACAGCUGAAGAUCAAGACUAACGCUGACUCUCAGAUGUUUGUCGACAUCGGCGUAUAUGGUGUGCCCAAAGCUAAAGGAUAUGAGACUGUCACCUCCACUCGUCGCAUAGAAGCCUUUGUCUCCAAACACGAUGGUUUCCAAAUGCUGUACGCAGACACAUAUACAACCCUUGAUGAGUUCAGAGCAAUGUUCGACCAUACUUUAUAUGACAAAGUGCGAGAUUCAUUGCCAUACUGCAAGGACGCAUUCCCUGAAAUCUACGGAAAAGUCAAUAGGAGUGUUAGAAAGUAGUUCCUAGGCUUUAAUUAAGCAAGAAAAAAAAUAUGUGUAAGUGUGUAUGCGUGCUGUUUUUUUUUUAAUUUAGAUUUGGAUUUAGAGUGAAAUGCGUUCUGUUUU
This is a messenger RNA of Spodoptera littoralis (African cotton leafworm), 2143 nucleotides long. NCBI's taxonomy places the organism in Eukaryota, Metazoa, Arthropoda, Insecta, Lepidoptera, Noctuidae. The record is from the annotation of a GenBank genome assembly.